UCCGCCCUCCCCCUCUGUGCUUGUUUCCAGCAGCAUUCAGUCACAGAACAGAAGGCAGCGGCUCGUAACCGUCCAGCGUCCUACAGCGCCUAGCGGCGGCUCCACUAGCAGCAGAUCCUCUAGCAUGGCGCUCGGUGCGGUCGGAGUUCCGUUGUGUCCUUUCUCAUGUUAGCUUUUACUACAGUAUCUGACAGAAGUACAUCUAUACUACACGUUGUACCCGUCUGAAGAGACCUCAUCUCCGGAGAGAAGAGGAGUAUCUAACCGCUGAAUCCUCCAGAGAAGAAGCUCUAGUGUUGUUCUCCAACAGCAGCCUGUAAACUAGUAACAUUAGCACAAAACUGGGAGAUACGAGGCAACAAGAGGAGGAGUCCUGUUCGGGAAGAGCUGAUGCAGAUGCCAUGGCCACAGCCGAGGUAUGGGCGUAACGUGACAGCGCUGGUCCUGCUUCCAAACAGAAACCUCAUCAGCGUCAUGUUUUUUCUGCUGAAGUAGCGGCAGAGCACACACGAGAGAGAAUGGACGAGUCAGUGUUGUUGGAUUUGCUGGAGUGCCCUGUUUGUCUGGAGCGGCUGGACGCCACGGCGAAGGUCCUUCCCUGUCAGCACACCUUCUGCCGCCGAUGUCUCCAAGGCAUCCUGGGCUCACGCGGAGAGCUGCGCUGCCCGGAGUGCCGGACGUUGGUGGAGUGUGCCGUGGACGAACUCCCCAGCAACAUCCUCCUUGUGCGCCUGUUGGACGGCAUCAAGCAGAGGCCUCGGAGGGCCGGUCCCGGGGCGGGGGUCUGCACAAAUGGUACGUCUGGAGCCGUGGCCAGACCGCACACCAGUGGAACCAGGGACCAGGGCACCCCGGGAGCACAACCCCAGCGAGCUCAGGCUAAGAGCACCCUUGUUCGGGGUGUACCCCAGCUCCCCUGUGCCAAGGCGCUCUACAACUACGAUGGCAAGGAACCAGGAGACCUCAAGUUCAUCAAGGGCGACGUUAUCAUCCUGCGCCGGCAAGUGGACGAGAACUGGUACCACGGGGAGAUGGGCGGAGUCCACGGCUUCUUCCCCACCAACUUUGUCCAGGUCAUUAAGCCGCUGCCGCAGCCGCCGCCUCAGUGCAAAGCUCUGUACGACUUUGAGCUCAAAGACAAGGAGGCAGACAAGGACUGCCUGCCGUUCUCCAAGGAUGAUAUCCUGACUGUGAUCCGCAGAGUGGAUGAGAACUGGGCAGAGGGAAUGCUGGGAGAUAAAAUUGGAAUUUUCCCCAUCUCAUAUGUCGAGUUCAACUCGGCAGCUCGUCAGCUUAUAGAGUUGGACAAGCCGUCAGACUCCAGUGGAGACUCUGGUGAGGGGGCCUCCUCGGGGCCCCAGAGCAACGGCGCCCAGCGUGCAGGGGAGAAGAAGAACAGCAAGAAGCGACAUUCCUUCACCUCUCUCACCAUGUCCCACAAGCCCAUGCUAGCUCCUCCCCCCCAGCGCCACUCCAUGGAGAUCAGCGGGCCGGUCCUCAUCAGCUCCAGCAACCCCACGGCAGCUGCCCGAAUCGGAGAGAUCAGCGGGGGGCUUUCCUGCAGCGCACCUUCACAGGUACACAUUUGCACAACUGGACUCAUCGUGACCCCGCCCCCUAGUAGUCCUGUUACUACGGCAACAGUCUUCACGUUUCCCUCGGAUACGAGCUACACGUCCAUCUCUGUGGAUGCUCUCCCGCCGCCCCCACCUCCUCCCCCUCAGUCCUCCGUCGACGGAGCGGCGUACUCGUUGGCUGCCGGACAGAGACCCUCCCCCAGCAUAAGCGACCAAAGUGGGAGACAAAGACCCACAGUCUACGUGGCCAUGUUCCCCUACAUUCCCCGUAAGGAGGACGAGCUGGAGCUGAGGAAGGGAGAGAUGUUUCUGGUGCUGGAACGCUGUCAGGACGGCUGGUUCAAGGGCACCUCCAUGCACACCGGCAAGAUCGGAGUCUUCCCUGGGAACUACAUGAGCCCAGUCAGCAGGACCGCGUCAGGGAGCACGCAGCCCAAAGUGCCCAUGAGUCUGUGCACUCAGGCGGGCAGAGGGGUCACCAUCGUCAGCCCCUCGUCUGCAGCCCUCGGGGCCAUCGUUCCAGGUCCCGAUUUCAACAAACCCCUCACCGUGAGCUCCGGCGCUCCACCUGCCAACUCCCAACCUGCAGCCGUGGCAACAGCAGCUCAGACCGCCACAGGUCAACAGCCAAAGGUCCCUCUGCACGUCAGCUCCCAGAUGACUGUGAAUCAGGCUCGCAACGCCGUCAGGACAGCUGCGUGUCACAGUCAGGACCGGCCCACAGCAGCUGUGACUCCCAUCCAGUCUGCGACACCUGUCCCCUAUCUCCCACACCUCACCGUUUGCCCGCAGCCUUCCUCCAACCCCAACCAGUGCUGCACCCGGGCGGGCGUGGCUAUGGGCUGCGCCGCUGCGUCUCUGACUCCACCCAAUGUCAGCGCUGCGUCCUUGGAGGGUGACGCUCUGAGAUCAGUUGCUAUCCUCACCGUCCCCGGCUCGGGGAACAGCUCUGCUCUCAAUCCCUCGUCUAACAGCGCGGCUCUCGCGAGCCGACUGGACAAAGACGUCAAGAGAGAAAAGAAAAGCCUUCUGAAGCUGUUGUCCUCCAAUAAGAAGAAGUCUCGCCCGUCGCCGCCCUCCUCUCCCACCCUCGAGGCGGAACAAGCUGCUGCUGCUGGAGAGGUGCUCCACGGUGCCGUGGGCCCCGACACCUCCCCUCCCUCCGGCUCUGAGCCUGAACCUGCUGCUGCUGUCGCCUCGGCGUUCUCACCCUCUUCAGUCCCAGAGUCCUCUCAUAGGAAGAGCAGUCCCCUCGAUGGAUGUGCACCUAUCGCUCCGCCUCCUCGCCAGCCGUGCUCCUCUCUCUUAUCUCAACAGCACGACGCAAGGCCCAUCAUAUGUGAGAGGUACAGAGUGGUGGUGUCAUAUCCUCCCCAGAGCGAGGCGGAGCUGGAACUCAAGGAGGGAGACAUUGUGUUUGUUCACAGAAAGAGGGAGGACGGCUGGUUCAAAGGCACGCUGCAGAGGAACGGCAGGACCGGACUGUUCCCUGGCAGCUUCGUAGACAGCAUCUAACACACACGCACACACACACACACACACACACACUACAGUGAACCACGACCGUGCAAAACCAAACGGAUCAGCGCUCACAAGGUUGCCGGGACAGAACCUUCAUAUACUGACACUUUAACUCCUUAGAGAAAGAACGCUAUGAGAGAGAGAGAGAGAGAGAGCUGCAGAGAAGAACGGAACAUGUCGUCAUUGGAAGCACAGAGUUAGAGGAGAGCACACUACUCAUGAACUUUUCCUUUUUUUUGUUGGUUAUUUAUAUCUUUGUAACAAUUCAGCUGUUAAAUGUGUGCCUUGUACUGUUCCUCACUUUAUUGUACAUAAAGGACACAAAGAUGAUUAGUCCUAAAACAACCAAUAUGAGCUGUUGAUAUAGAUAUGUUACACAUUUUAACUUAUUUCAUAGAUUGGCCUUUUUUUUUUUUUUCAGUGCAACACAUUAAGCUGGCACACGCCUUACUUCAUAUUUGACCACAUCUGACUGCUGUUUUGUAUUAUUUCUAACUGUCAGCAGCAGACAGGAGGAGGUGUAUCAGAUGCAACCGGCAAUAACAAAUGAGCAGUGUCACCAUCGCUUGUGCCAUGUAGAAGGAAAAAACGAUACUUCCUCCGUCUCUCUGAAGGCGUUAUUACCUAAACCUGAGGAUCAUCGGAGAGAUCAGCCGUAUUGCACAUUCGAGCGACCCUUCCUAAGUCCCGCCCCUCUUCGCUCUGUGCUCCAAUAACAGUUGAGCAAGCUUAGUGUCAACUUUGCCAUUUCCUGUUAUACUUUUAUAUGCUACAAGCUAAUGCUAUAUCAAGCGGCGUUUGCAUUCGCCCAGUGCAUGAUGGGAGUGUUGCGGUGAGUUGGAGAGGGUUCUGUAUUUUUAAUGCGACGCCUCCAAGCUGUCAAACUAGGCAAUUUAGUUCUAAAAUGAAACCAGAUUCAGCAGUUGCAUUGACUAUUUUUCAUCUAAAAUGUCAUCAGAAGUAGAUUUUGGUGGAUCGUUAUCACCAAUUAUCACCGUAAUAACAGAAAGUUUACGAGCCGGCCGCCAUGUUCCUGUUUAAAAACCAUCGACCAAUCAGGUGCUUUCCACGAUAGGGUACGUCACCACUUGAGUGGAGCAGUGCGUCCCCUAGUGGCCUCAUCGUAUCUGGUGGUCAUGUAACGUUAUGGUACGUGUCCAAACGGGCGUUUUUUUGGACGUUAGGGGUCGUGUCGCUAACCCAGCAUUGGACGCUUGUUGAUGAGCGAUUGGACAAACGCUUUCCCUCGUGGGCUGCUGCUCCCAGCUUUCAAAUCCCAACCAACAUGGCGUCUCAUUUGGUAACUUUCUUCUCGUAUAUUAUAUAAAAUAGUUUACUGAAAUGUGUUUCUGAGAACAUUUGAGGCGAGAAAUAAGCCUGAAUCUGUCUUCAUUUUUAAGAUCAGCAACGAUGAGUUUCCAGAGGGCGGCAAGUCACUCUGGAUGCCCGUGAUUUGGCAUAAAGUAGCCUAGACCUCAACUUUAUGUAAAUGAGGAUCGGCCAACAUAAAGCCCUUUCUCUCGGAACAUAACGCAGCGCUACCAGAAUGCAUUGCAUGGCUGCUUACGUAGACAAUGAAUGGGAAGUAUGGAAAUUAAAUGUCAAAUCACCAACGUCAGCCAGGUUUUUGCUUCCUCCUUAUUUCUGUGGUAACGUUAAAGAGAUCUGGAAAAGGGCAGAUUGGUUGGUUGCUGACAUAUUUUUAAGAUGAAUUAUCAUUAGCAAGAAAAGAUCGAGGCUAACGUUCCUUUGUUUAUAUUAUCUCUACGCCCCGGAAAUAACUUUCGGUGUUAUUUAUUUGUAUAUAACGUUACCAGACGUCUUAACAUCCCAGCAGGAAAAGUUACCUGAGUAAAGCCUCGGUUUUUACUUUCCGCAAGAACGAUCGCAAGGACGAUCGCAAGGACAUGAGCUGACGAGGAAUUGUGACGAGGAAACGUUUGGAUCUUUUAUACUCGGUUUCUCCUCGUGGCAAACCGGCAAGUUCUCCAUUUUCGCUGCCCAUCUGCGUCCAUGUAGAUAGAAAAAUGUUGGAUGUACACGGACAGGCGAAAACCUGAUGCAAAGAACCCUGCGAAGGGACGUGUCUGAUGGUGUGAUGUCACUUUGGCUUAAAGCAUGAUUCAUGCUUGUCGCAUCCACAAGGGUCAAAGUGACGUCACACCAUCAGACACGGCCCUUCGCUGGGUUCUUUGCAGCAGGUUUUCGCCUGUCCUUGUAUUUACAAAUUGCUCUAACUACGCGGCGAAAAUUGAGAACUUUGAGGAGCUUUGAGAAUGUCGGUUUACCGCGAGGAGAAACCUACACCGAGUAUAAAAGAUGUCCAUGCGAUCGUCCUUGCGGAAAGCAUAACUGAGGCUGGUAAGUUAUCAUAAUGAAUAUAUCCUUCCACCACUUACUGUAGUUCUUGCUGUCGGCCUCUUGAAGCUAUAUUGCCUGACGUCCAGAAACUAUAAUACACGGAACCGGCGUCGCCAUGUUUCUUUUUGUUAAGCUUGUCCGGCCUAGCAACAGUAACUAAGGGGGUCGGGAAUUAGGAAGGGUCAAAUCACAGCCACGUGACCAAUGAACAGGCCUCUGGUGUGGUCGAGGCUGAAGUGCUGAAGGACUGUUAACCUGCAGCGAUCAAACAUUUGCAUGUGAUUAUCAGGAGACACAGUGGUGACAGAUGUGUUGCAGAACUGUUUGCCUUUUUUUUAAUACCCGGAAAGAAAACACACUCCAAGAAAAGACGUUGCGGUCAGAUAUCGCUUACUUUGUACCUUCUUUCGUAUUUACCGACCAGCUUCUCUCCUGAACACAGACGUAGCUCUGCAUCACAAGAAGAGCGACAGAGAUCAUUUCAGCAACACAACAGAUUAUUUUCAGCGUAUAUAUAUAUAUAUUUAUGUUCGUUACAAAAUUCCUCCGAGGCUGACACCUGCUGCUCUUAAAAGAGUCUGUCGUUGAACUAAAACCUGGACGCUCGCCCUUCAGCAGGCUCUCCCGUUUUUAUACACAUUCCUGAUGUGACUUGUGGCAAUAAAAACACAGCUAGCUAAAGCACCGAAUGUUUUGCCUAAAGUGACAUUUCGUCGUAUCACUCCACAGGAAGAGUCUGUUGAAAGCUAUAGAAAUCAAUCACUUUGACCCCCCUUUGAUUUAUUGAUUUUUUUUUGUGGUUGGGUUUUGUUGUACAUUACGUCUAUACAAAGUUUUUAAUGUUAAGUAUUGUAUUGACUUGAAUUACUGUAAGAUUUCUAUGUGAUUGGAGGGGAUUUUUUGGUGCUUGUUAAAGAAUAGGCAGUUGUAGGAUUAAUACUUUAGGGACUUUCAUCAGAUCAAAUAUCUCAACAUUUAAUUCCUCUUUUCAUGAUGUGUUCUCUAAAAUGCAUUGGAUAAAUGAAUGAAAUCCUUCAAAGUAAAGGUACUAUUAGGUAUAACAUUAUAGACUGACGCCUCCUGCAUCUGAUCUUUAAAUCUUAUGAGGUAUUUAAACACUUAAAAAAGUUGAGGCAAUCACUGAAUCGUGCCAAAUCUGGCUUUGAGAAUGAAUUUUCCUGAUUGAAUUGGACCCGUAGUUUUCACGUUUUAUUUAGUCUUUUUUGUUGUUAAUUGAGGGGGACCACUGUGUAACUGACUGCUGGAAUAUGUUGUAGUUUGUUGUUAAAUUUGGAGAGUGUGGAAACGGAUGGUACGAAUCACUGUUAGGGCCUUUUUUUUGUCUUUCUGAAUUUAUGUAGAAUUAAUCUGAUGUUUCUUGGCAAUCACCACACCAACCUCAGGCUCUGUGCUAAACUGUUCCUCUGAGUGUCUUUUCAUUUCACUGGUAAGCCUUUAAUGAAUUAAUUAAUAUAUAUAUAUACACACAUUACUCCAACACGUUCAUGCACUAUCAUAACAUAUCUAAUCGUACUGACUCCGUAUUUGUUCAUGCAUCGGCUGCACAGCUAUCCACACAUGAAGCAUUUUCUUACAACCGUUAAUAUUUUUCAUUUAUUGGAUCACACGACAACUUUGAUUCAACUUUUAACAGAUUUUUUCCUCAUGCCAAGGUGACUUACUUGAUUUUUUUUUUUUUUUUUGUCUUUAGUUAGUCUGUCGUAUGUCUGAAAAUGGUGAAAUCAACCUAUUUGGCACAAAUCUAUUAUGUGAAAAACAUUCUGAAGUAUUUGAGGGAAUAGCACAUUUUGUAAAAAUCUCUAUAACAAUAAAAGCUAAUGGUUUCCAUAA
Molecule: messenger RNA, 7310 nt
Organism: Sebastes umbrosus (honeycomb rockfish)
Lineage: Eukaryota; Metazoa; Chordata; Actinopteri; Perciformes; Sebastidae
Gene: sh3rf1
Product: SH3 domain containing ring finger 1
Exons: 12
Coding region: 519-3092 (857 amino acids)
Molecular function (GO): protein binding
Source: RefSeq, a predicted model, not a curated record